UAAACCGUUCCCUCCCUGGGAGGCCGGGAGGCAGGGCUGCCGGUUGCGGGGGCGAGGGGCUGCGCGCGGGUGAGGGAGAGGACCCCCCAUCCUGCUCAAGCUCUCGCCACCCCCGCCCGCUGUGUUCUAGCGGAGGGUGCGCCGGGAGAGACGCGAUCCCCAGGGAAGGCUCGGGCUAGGCGCGCGAGGCGGCGUCCCCGGGGUCGGGGUAGCCGGCACCGGGAAAGGCGCUUCGGGGACACCCCGAAAGUGAGUCCAGCUGGGGGAAGGAGCCGAGGGCACCUCGGGCGCUCCGGCCGGAGAGGAAGGUGGGCGGGAGCAAACUUUCUUGGAAGGCAGAGGCCAAACUCUGCCGGGGCAGCUAGGGGCCGCGCGCAGAGGGAGGAGCGGUCGGCGCGGCGGGAGGGCGCGGGGCGCGGGGCGCGGGCCGGCCGCUGAGGGGGCCGCGGCGUGAGGCGGAGCCCGGGCGCGCCGCCAGGCUGGUGGGGGCCCCGUCGGGCUGCAGAUUCCCUCCGGCUCCCGGAGCCGCGCGGCAGGACCGGCCAGGAAGCGCCAUGGAGGGGAGCCCCAUCCCGGUGCUGACGGUGCCCACGGCGCCCUACGAGGACCAGCGGCCGGCGGGCGGCGGGGGGCUGCGGCGGCCCACCGGGCUCUUCGAGGGCCAGCGCAACUACCUGCCCAACUUCAUCCAGAGCGUGCUGUCGUCCAUCGACCUGCGCGACCGCCAGGGCUGCACCAUGGUGGUGGGCAGCGACGGCAGGUACUUCAGCAGGACGGCCACGGAGAUCGUGGUGCAGAUGGCGGCGGCCAACGGGAUUGGUCGACUGAUUAUUGGACAGAAUGGCAUCUUGUCAACACCUGCUGUUUCCUGCAUUAUCAGAAAGAUCAAGGCAGCUGGUGGAAUCAUCCUGACAGCCAGCCACUGCCCUGGAGGACCAGGGGGAGAGUUUGGAGUGAAGUUUAAUGUUGCCAAUGGAGAUUUAUUUUUGGUGGUGCAUUAUUUUCAAAUUUUAGGUCCCGCGCCAGAUGUUGUCUCAGAAAAAAUCUAUCAGAUCAGCAAAACGAUCGAGGAGUACACCAUAUGCCCUGAUUUACGAAUCGACCUGUCUCGACUAGGAAGACAAGAAUUUGACCUGGAGAAUAAAUUCAAACCGUUUAGAGUGGAGAUAGUGGACCCAGUGGAUAUCUAUCUCAACCUCCUUCGGACCAUCUUUGACUUUAGUGCCAUCAAGAGUUUGCUGACUGGGCCUGGUCAACUGAAGAUCCGAGUUGAUGCCAUGCACGGAGUUAUGGGACCCUAUGUGAGAAAAGUCCUGUGUGAUGAGCUGGGGGCCCCAGCCAAUUCUGCGAUCAACUGUGUUCCUCUGGAAGAUUUUGGAGGGCAGCAUCCUGACCCCAACCUGACAUAUGCAACGACCCUUCUGGAAGCUAUGAAAGGAGGGGAAUAUGGAUUUGGAGCUGCAUUUGAUGCUGAUGGGGACCGUUAUAUGAUCCUAGGCCAAAAUGGCUUCUUUGUGAGCCCUUCUGACUCCCUGGCCAUCAUCGCCGCCAACCUCUCUUGCAUUCCGUAUUUCCGUCAGAUGGGGGUCCGAGGGUUUGGGAGGAGUAUGCCCACCAGCACAGCCCUGGACAGAGUGGCCAAAUCAAUGAAGGUCCCUGUGUAUGAGACCCCAGCUGGAUGGAGAUUCUUCUCAAAUCUGAUGGACUCAGGGCGGUGCUCUCUGUGUGGAGAAGAGAGCUUUGGCACAGGCUCUGAUCACCUCCGGGAGAAAGAUGGCCUCUGGGCUGUCUUGGUCUGGCUCUCCAUUAUCGCUGCCAGGAAGCAGAGUGUGGAGGAAAUUGUCCGAGAUCACUGGGCCAAAUUUGGCCGCCACUACUAUUGCAGGUUUGACUAUGAGGGGUUAGAGCCCAAGACGACCUAUUACAUCAUGAGAGACCUGGAGGCCUUGGUCACAGACAAGUCCUUCAUCGGCCAGCAGUUUGCUGUGGGGAGCCAUGUCUACAGUGUGACGAAGACAGACAGCUUUGAAUACGUGGACCCUGUGGAUGGCACCGUCACCAAGAAACAGGGCCUGAGGAUCAUUUUCUCCGAUGCAUCUCGACUCAUCUUCCGGGUCAGUUCCUCCAGUGGCGUGAGGGCCACCAUCAGGCUGUACGCAGAAAGCUACGAGAGGGAUCCCAGUGGUCACGACCAGGAGCCCCAGGCAGUGCUGAGCCCUCUCAUAGCCAUCGCGCUGAAAAUAUCCCAGAUUCACGAGAGAACCGGCCGGAGGGGCCCCACCGUCAUCACCUGAACGGCGGAAAGAUCACGCAGCAGGGCCAACAGAACGCGCUCAGCGAAGGGGGACUUCACUCCUGCCUUCUUGCUACCUGUUUGUGCCUCUUAUGACUUUGAAAAAAAAAAAAAAAAAAAGAUGAUUUGCUGGUGGGGGGGUGGGGAGUAAGUGGGGAAAGAAAAAAAACUCUGUUUUGUUUGGGUGUUAGUCAGUUUCUGCAAAUGCAACAGGGUCUUCAGUGGUUUGUGAAAGCUGCAUUGUCUUUUGGUAUCUGUGCUUUAUCACAUGAGGGAGGCUGCCCUUUGGAGGGAGGAUCAGUGGGCUGGGAGCAGUCAGGGCAUCUGUGUGUCACUGGUGCCAGGUGGGAGAAGGCUCUGGAAUAAUGCAGGAGCGUGCAACACCAGAAGUCAGCUGACCCUAAGUCCCAGGUGCCCCCGGGCAGACCUAAGAAAGCUCCCUUCAGCGGGGGGAGGAUUUAACAUUUCAUCCCAAGGCCAGAUCUCCCACGGGUGAAAGUUGCAGAACUCGUAAUAGCCCACCUCAUGCCUGCCCACCACCUACCUGAUGGCCAGUCACCCUCCUUCCCAUCUCCAGAGUCCCCACGCCACCCCCUUCACAUCUUCCAGAGCUUUCUACAAACCACAGUGGCACACUUUCAACCAAACAUAUCAAAGGGUGUUUUUCUCUCUUAUUUUGUAAAUAAUAUUAGCUCUUAUGCCAGCUGCAUCCCUUCAGAUUCAGCCAUUCAUUAUGCAGGUGGGAGGUUGUUUCUUGGCAGGACUCUGAGAAAGAACGCUGAACAUUUUCGGGCCCUUCCUUGGUUGUAUCACAUGGGUUGAUACUAAUUCCUGCUGAGAAGACAAAAAUACCACAGGCGGCUAUCUUUCUGACUUUCUCUGUCUGCUGUCUUAUCUCCCAAUAAGGGCCUGUUUUCAUGCACUUGUUUGGACACAGUUCAGAUCUUACGUAUCGUGGCUGUAAAAGGAAACAGUGAAAUGCUGUGAAAGUAGGCGAUGAAGUGGAUGCUGGAAGAGAACCUUACUGGUGGCACAGUGAUGGGCCUGAUGAGAUGCAAGGGCCGGUGGGGUCCCCUGCUGGAGAGCAGAAGGUCACAACUGGUUUUCUUUGCCCAGAAAAAGGAUAUUGCAGCCCUGGCAGCCUCCAUCAACCCUCAGCCAGAACUCUGGGUGCACGGGGCCUGUUUGCAUAUGUUUUGCUUCCUUGGGAACGGCACCCACUUAUUGUGUCAUUGGCACAGAUAACAGGGUGCGCUUUGAGCACUCAGCAACGCGUUAUUGCUAUAGUCAAGAUUAGGGCAAGCAGGGAGACAUUCCCAGCGAGGUAUUUGUUUCCAUGUUCUAUCUAUGCUUCUGUCAGAAACUUGCUAGGACCUUUAGUAGCCAAUAAAAAAGAAAUUUCUGAUUUCAACCUUA
Molecule: messenger RNA, 3709 nt
Organism: Hippopotamus amphibius kiboko
Lineage: Eukaryota; Metazoa; Chordata; Mammalia; Artiodactyla; Hippopotamidae
Gene: PGM5
Product: phosphoglucomutase 5
Exons: 11
Coding region: 555-2294 (579 amino acids)
Biological process (GO): striated muscle tissue development; myofibril assembly; carbohydrate metabolic process
Cellular component (GO): sarcolemma; cell-substrate junction; cytosol
Molecular function (GO): magnesium ion binding; phosphoglucomutase activity
Source: RefSeq, a predicted model, not a curated record